CAAAAGUGCAGACUACAGAGGGAAUAACAUUAGCUUUCUCUCUCUCUUCUCUCUCUCUCUCUCUCUAGAGAGAGCCUAGACUCUUAGAUUUCACUUGUGUAUAUUUCAUUUUACUAUGAAGGAGCUAUCAUCAUCAAAGGCAGAGGCACUAUCUAAUGAUGUAGAGCUCACCCCUGCGUCUGGUUUGCGUAGUAGUAUUCAAUUAGAUCCAUCAGGUCUGAGAAGCGAUACGGUGUUUGUCAUGGGUGUACCUAGGGGUAUAUCUGGCGGUGUGUUGCAGAUGAUGCUGAGUAGUAUUCACCCUGUUCUGGCUAUGGAGCGAGAUCCCAAGUAUAACAAGGUCUGGGCUAAGUAUACGGAUUGGAAGCACGCACUAGACACCAUUGUGAGCCUGCAUCAGCAAGAAUUUAAGGGUAAGUAUCUAUCAGUCAAGUUUGAGUUGGGAGUGGAUGCCAGCGGUAGGCCUGUGUUAUCACGGUCGUCGCACAACACAAUUGUGCGCAGGGUCGGUGAGAAACCACAAAAGAAUGCUCUCAAAGAGACUUACACGAGCAAGCACAUAGAUAUACAGGGACACACUUUUCCGUUUCCUACAGGUAUGUACCUGGCUCGUAUGAUAAGUCUAGUCAAGACACUUGAUACGAACGAUCCGAUGAUGGAUCUAUUCACUGAGGGGUGUACGAGCGGUAGCAAGUAUAGUAAAGAGAUCUCCGAGUCGAUGGCUAUGGUGGACUGUACGGAACGGGCCAUCAAAAUGGUUCUCAACACACAUCCCGACGAUGUGAGCGAUGUGGAUGUGUUUGUUCUGGGUGAUGGUAAGAGACCUCUGUGUGCGGGCUGCAUGCAUGAAGCACUCCCAGACACGUGGAUUUACCAUUCUAUCGAUCCAAUCAUGGAUGCGUCUAUAGUAUACAGGCCUAGGAUUAGUGUAUACAAGAAGUUCAGUGAAAGCUUUGAAAUCGAUAGCAAUAUACGAUCAACUGCAGAGGCCGUGGUAGUUAUCGCUUGUCACAGCCAUGCGCCACUACAAGAGUUCUGGGACCGGUUGCCAAGCACGGUGACCAAGAUUGCGGUGGCUAUGCCGUGUUGUGCGGACUAUUCCGAGCUUAAGGAGGACCCAGUGUUUGAGUUUGACGACUUCGAGGUCUAUUCGCCCAAGCGGCGUAUUUGCGUGUACGCACAGUUGCCAUCGUGACCAAAUGGCAACCCACAUGGGGAGCGAUAAGAAGCAGGGCACUGAUUCGCGUUCAACCGAGAGAUGUCUCUGCGCACUCGAUUGUGAUCGCUGAUUAAUUAGUCGACCAGGCAAACCAGUAUAUAAUCAUAUCGAAUGAUGGUUUCUAUAUAUAAAGUAUCACUGGUAUGUAGUGUGACGCUCUGGGUCAUGUAUGGUGAGCCUCGAAAAUCCAAGACGACGGGCGUGGAAGUAGAGUGAAUUUUGACAGAAAGUUGUGAAAGGACAUACGUUCCCAUCUGGCCACAUGUACGGCAUAUGCUCGAGUUGAAUGGCCAUAAACGAGCUGUCGAGCGUGGAAUUAUAUACUAUUUUGCGCACUGCACGGUGCUUCCCUUCUGCUCUACUUUACCGAAUAAUAUAAUUAGACAGCCAUAAUAACGGUAAACAUGCAACUCUGGCUGCACCUAGAUUUCAGCUCGAGGUACUAACAAUGGACGUAUAUAAGCAUGGCCUCCUAAGAAGACGUAAAAUAUAUGAUGGUAUAAACGAUUCUCAUUAAAACUCCGCAUAUGGAAUAUUUGGCAGUAGAGUUGGGCCAUGCAUUAUUCCCCAGCGAGGUAGAAUUGUCGUACGCCGUUUCAAUAUAUUCGUAUUGCAGCACAGUAUACCGACUGUGGCUUCAUAUGCGCUUGCCUACUAUUGGGAUCGUAUAUUUAGUUUUGGGUCUGCUGAAUGGGCGUCGAUCACGCGCUGAAAAAAAACUGAAAAGUUGAUGCGUCGGCUUUAGUAACGCCAGCGAUCACCGUGAUGUACUAUAAAAUGCCAUACAAGUUUCCAAAGUCUCAACUCCAAACUACAAUGUAUACGGCAUGGAGGCGUUCAGUCACGUGUGUAUGUUUAAAUUACUACCCGAAUUGCUACUGGUUUAAUG
Molecule: messenger RNA, 2108 nt
Organism: Sphaeroforma arctica JP610
Lineage: Eukaryota; Ichthyosporea; Ichthyophonida
Exons: 1
Coding region: 116-1195 (359 amino acids)
Molecular function (GO): nucleic acid binding
Source: RefSeq, a predicted model, not a curated record